CACCCAAAAAAAAAAUCAAAGCCCAACGCGGCGAAGAGGAGAGGUGGGAGAGAGAAAGUUCUCGAGCUCGACGAGCGCCGCGCGAGGAGAGAGAAGGGAGAUGAGCGGCGAGGCAGCGGCCGUCGGCGGCGGCGGCGGCGGCGGCGGAGGGGAAGCGAACGGCAUCCCGCCGAACGUCACCAUCUACAUCAACAAUCUCAACGAGAAGAUCAAGCUUGAAGAACUUAAAAAGUCCCUCAACGCUGUUUUUUCCCAGUUUGGGAAGAUUCUUGAUGUGCUUGCUUUCAAGACUCUGAAGCAUAAAGGCCAAGCUUGGGUUGUCUUCGAAGAUGUUGCAUCAGCAACUGAGGCUAUAAAGAGGAUGCAAGACUUUCCCUUUUAUGACAAACCUAUGAGAAUUCAAUAUGCCAAGACCAAGUCGGAUAUUGUAGCAAAAGCUGAUGGCACCUUUGUGCCUCGAGAAAGAAGGAAGAGGGUUGAUGAAAAACCUGAAAAGAAGCAGAAGCGCGAGCAGCACCAUGAUGCUAGUCAAAUUGGCAUGGGUGUAAAUGCCUACCCUGGUGUUUAUGGGGCUCCUCAGCUUACCCAGUUACCUAUAGCUGGCGGACAGAGGGUCAUGAUGCCAGAGAUUAUUGUACCGAACAACAUCCUCUUCGUCCAAAACCUGCCACACGAGACGACCCCCAUGAUGCUGCAAAUGCUCUUCUGCCAGUACCCUGGCUUCAAGGAGGUUCGGAUGGUCGAGGCGAAGCCCGGGAUCGCUUUUGUGGAGUAUGGAGACGAGGCCCAGGCUACCGCUGCCAUGACCCCGCUUCAAGGCUUUAAAAUUACAAAAGAGAACCAGAUGGUCAUCACUUACGCGAAGAAGUAGCGAACUCACGAGCUGUAUUGACUUGAUUGAAAUGUUGUAUCUGGAAUUUUGCACAAUUGGUAGAUCCCCUUGGCUUGUUAGGUAGACUGCAUCUUGGACCAUCUGUUACUUGUACCGCUUAGUUGCGGUUAUGUGCCACACUGCCACUUCAGCAACAGAGAUGAAAUGGAAACUGCUUUUUUUCGCUCUCAUGCAA
This is a messenger RNA of Panicum hallii, 1067 nucleotides long. RefSeq names its product U1 small nuclear ribonucleoprotein A. Gene Ontology annotation, biological process: mRNA splicing, via spliceosome. The transcript is spliced from 5 exons. NCBI's taxonomy places the organism in Eukaryota, Viridiplantae, Streptophyta, Magnoliopsida, Poales, Poaceae. Gene Ontology annotation, cellular component: U1 snRNP. Bases 101 to 871 code for a protein of 256 amino acids. Gene Ontology annotation, molecular function: U1 snRNA binding. The record is from RefSeq and is a predicted model, not a curated record.